This is a messenger RNA of Chaetura pelagica (chimney swift), 1365 nucleotides long. RefSeq names its product Ras-related GTP binding C (gene RRAGC). The coding region runs from base 13 to 960 and encodes 315 amino acids. Gene Ontology annotation, molecular function: GTP binding; GTPase activity. Gene Ontology annotation, biological process: regulation of autophagy; cellular response to amino acid stimulus; cellular response to starvation. NCBI's taxonomy places the organism in Eukaryota, Metazoa, Chordata, Aves, Apodiformes, Apodidae. Gene Ontology annotation, cellular component: Gtr1-Gtr2 GTPase complex; nucleus; lysosome. The record is from RefSeq and is a predicted model, not a curated record. The transcript is spliced from 6 exons.
GUGUUUCACAAAAUGUCUCCCAAUGAGACUCUGUUUUUGGAAAGUACCAACAAGAUCUACAAAGAUGAUAUUUCCAACAGUUCAUUUGUGAAUUUCCAAAUAUGGGAUUUUCCUGGUCAGAUGGAUUUUUUUGAUCCAACAUUUGAUUAUGAGAUGAUCUUCAGAGGAACAGGUGCUCUAAUAUACGUUAUUGAUGCCCAGGAUGACUACAUGGAAGCUUUAACAAGACUCCACAUUACAGUUUCAAAAGCCUACAAGGUCAACCCGGAAAUGAACUUUGAAGUUUUUAUUCAUAAAGUUGAUGGUUUAUCGGAUGACCAUAAAAUAGAAACUCAGAGGGAUAUUCAUCAGAGGGCUAAUGAUGACCUUACAGAUGCUGGACUCGAAAAACUUCACCUUAGCUUUUAUUUGACCAGUAUCUAUGACCAUUCAAUAUUUGAAGCCUUCAGUAAAGUGGUACAGAAGCUCAUUCCACAGCUGCCAACGCUGGAAAAUCUGCUAAAUAUCUUUAUAUCAAAUUCAGGCAUCGAAAAAGCUUUUCUCUUCGAUGUAGUCAGCAAAAUCUACAUUGCAACAGACAGUUCCCCUGUGGACAUGCAGUCAUAUGAGUUGUGCUGUGACAUGAUUGAUGUAGUGAUAGAUGUUUCCUGUAUAUAUGGGUUAAAGGAAGAUGGCACUGGAAGUGCUUAUGAUAAAGAGUCAAUGGCAAUUAUCAAGCUCAAUAACACAACCGUCCUGUACUUAAAGGAAGUAACAAAGUUUUUGGCAUUAGUUUGCAUUCUUAGAGAAGAGAGUUUUGAGCGCAAAGGUCUGAUAGACUACAAUUUUCAUUGCUUCCGCAAAGCCAUUCAUGAAGUCUUUGAAGUAGGUGUUGCCUCCCACAGAAUCUGCAACCAUCAAUCAAGCGCCUCCAGUAUGAAAGCAGUGACUCACAAUGGCACACCUAGGAACGCAGUCUAGAGGAGAGCUAAAGACCUUGGGUAGACUCGUCAGCUCUUCACUCCAAAGCUUUGUGGAACAAGAGAAAAGUAGUCUGAAAGCCUGAAGUAUGUUUCACAGGAGAAGAGUGGUGCUAACUGUCGAACAGCAGCUUGUAACUCUUGUUGGACAACUGAAACUACUGUAAAAAUACAUUAAGGCCAGUGGAGUUAGAAGUGCUGGUUUGAAACCAGCUUUAUUGCAAGUGCAGUGGUUUUUCAGUUUGGAGUCCUGUAUCAUCAGCCUGUCUCUGACUGACGGCCCGGUCAAAACUUACAAAUUAUUGAGUUUUGCGUGAAAUGCUGAAUAGUCACUUUGCUUAACUCUUUUUUUAUUAAUAUGUAGAAUAUCCACUUUUGCUUACAUUUACCCUUUUGUCAUGGAAAA